This is a messenger RNA of Gymnogyps californianus (California condor), 3174 nucleotides long. It is a transcript of the gene KLHL25, whose product is annotated as kelch like family member 25. The coding region runs from base 138 to 1907 and encodes 589 amino acids. NCBI's taxonomy places the organism in Eukaryota, Metazoa, Chordata, Aves, Accipitriformes, Cathartidae. The transcript has 2 exons. The record is from RefSeq and is a predicted model, not a curated record. Gene Ontology annotation, molecular function: protein binding.
CGGCAGCGCUCCGCCCCGGGGCUGUCCGCCGCCCUCCCUCCUGCCCGCCGGGCGCCCUGCGGGGCUGGGGGGCUUCGGGGCUCCCGGAGGUUUCGGCUCGGCCGGGCGCGGAGAGAGACGGCAAGAGCUCUGUCAUCAUGUCAGUCAGCGUCCAUGAGAACCGUAAAUCCCGGACUAGCACCGGCUCCAUGAACAUCUUGCUUUUUCACAAAGCUUCCCACCCAGACUGUGUCUUGUCCCAUCUGAACACCCUGCGGAAGCACUGCAUGUUCACCGAUGUCACCCUUUGGGCAGGAAACAGGUCGUUCCCAUGUCAUCGGGCAGUGCUGGCUGCCUCCAGCAGGUACUUUGAAGCCAUGUUUAGCAAUGGCCUUCGGGAGAGCCUGGAUGAUGAGGUGAACUUCCAUGACAGCCUCCACCCGGAGGUGUUGGAGCUACUGCUGGACUUUGCUUACUCCUCCCGGAUCAUCAUCAAUGAGGAGAAUGCCGAGUCCCUCCUGGAGGCUGGAGACAUGCUGCAGUUCCACGAUGUCCGGGAUGCAGCAGCUGAGUUCCUGGAGAAGAACCUCUACCCUUCCAACUGCCUGGGCAUGAUGCUGCUCUCGGAUGCUCAUCAGUGCCGGCGGCUCUAUGAGCUCUCCUGGAGGAUGUGCCUGGUCAACUUUGAGACUGUUCACAAGAGUGAGGACUUCAACAACCUUUCCAAGGACACUCUGCUGGACCUCAUCUCCAGUGAUGAGCUGGAAAUUGAGGAUGAAGAAAAGGUCUUUAAGGCUGUCAUCCAGUGGGUGAAAUACGAUCUGGAUGAGCGGAAGGCUUAUCUCCCAGAACUUCUGAGGAACGUUCGUCUGGCCUUGCUUCCUUCUGAAUGCCUCAAGGAAGCCUUGGCUUGUGAGGACUUGAUUAUGGUGGAUGAAAGGAACAAGCUUGUCUUGGAUGAAGCUAUUCAGUGCAAGAAGAAGAUCCUCCAGAAUGAUGGGGUGGUCACCAGUCCCUGUGCCAGGCCUCGCAAAGCUGGGCACACCUUGCUGAUCCUGGGAGGACAGACCUUCAUGUGUGAUAAGAUCUACCAAGUGGAUCACAAAGCAAAAGAAAUUAUCCCCAAAGCAGACCUGCCGAGUCCACGGAAGGAGUUUAGUGCCUGUGCCAUCGGCUGCAAAGUGUAUAUCACUGGAGGCAGGGGCUCAGAGAACGGGGUCUCAAAAGACGUGUGGGUGUAUGACACUGUUCAUGAGGAAUGGUCAAAAGCUGCCCCAAUGUUAAUAGCUCGGUUUGGGCAUGGCUCGGCUGAAUUGGAAAACUGCCUGUACGUGGUUGGUGGACACACUGCAGUAGCUGGAGUCUUUCCUGCAUCUCCUUCUGUUUCCUUGAAGCAAGUGGAGAAGUACGAUCCCAUAUCCAACAAAUGGACGAUGGUGGCUCCUUUGAGAGAUGGAGUGAGCAAUGCUGCGGUGGUGAGUGCCAGGCUCAAGCUUUUUGUCUUUGGUGGGACCAGCAUUCACCGAGACAUGGUGUCCAAAGUCCAGUGCUAUGAUCCAGCUGAGAAUCGGUGGAUGAUCAAAGCCGAAUGCCCACAGCCCUGGCGCUACACAGCAGCCGCUGUCCUGGGCAGCCAGAUUUUUAUCAUGGGAGGAGACACCGAGUUCACGGCAGCAUCUGCCUACCGCUUUGACUGCGAAACGGACCAGUGGACGCGCAUUGGGGACAUGACAGCCAAGCGCAUGUCAUGCCAUGCUUUGGCCUCGGGGAAUAAACUCUAUGUGGUGGGGGGUUACUUUGGCACUCAGAGGUGCAAAACGCUGGACUGCUACGACCCUACGUCAGACACGUGGAACUGUAUCACAACGGUGCCUUACUCGCUCAUCCCCACAGCUUUUGUCAGCACCUGGAAGCACUUGCCAUCAUGAUGAGGGUCAGGGCUCGGGGGCUUGUAUCCAGGAGGUCAAUAAGGUAAGGGUCUCCUCCUCUUAAAUUGAAACUUACUGUCUUGCCUCAAUUGCAUCUGCACACACCACACCGAAGCCACGGGUUCCAGGUUGCUCACCUGGAAGGGUACCUUUAAAGGUGGGGUGCAGGACCAGAAAAGAGUAAUCACCUCUGUGAUGUUGUAAGUCUAGCAAGCUCCCAGGUUUCUCUUGUUUCCAGAUGAUCCAGUAUCUUGAGAGACAUCUACAUAGAUGGUUGCAAGCAGGCCACAGCUCCUCUCCCUCUGCUCCAAGCUAGCUGGAUGUGCCAGCAUCACCCUUCUGUGUGUAGGUGGGUAGGGCAGGGCAGAGCAGAUGUUUCCACGCCUGCUCUCACGGCUGUCACCAUGGAAUACAUCCUGUCCCCGUGCGGUUGAGGCGGUUAAGGUUUCUAAAAGCACUUGCAUAUGAGUCCUGGGAGAUAAGGGCAACAAGUGCUUUGGAAAAAGUCUCAAUAGUUCGAUAUUUUUGCUGAGUAUCUGGGUGAUUUAUUUGGAGCUGAUGAAUAUGUAGGCAAGUGACCCUUGGGAUGCCGGCAAAUCCUGGAUCUCUUUUUAUGCUCUGUAUUUACAUUUCAGUGGGUAGCAGAAGCAAAAGCUUAGAAGCCACGGUGCAUUUGAUGGUCCUGGUGUUUAUUUGACAUCCAAACUGUUGCUUGUUAAAUCAGAACUUCUGAGACUUCUGUGUGAGACCUGAGUGGGAGGGAAGGGGUUUUGUAACCAGAAGAAGAAUGUGUUUAUCGGUAUUUUGGGGUGUGUGAGAAUACGAAAGUUGGUGGAAACACAUGAUGUCCUGUCUCAUUCUGGUGCUCCGGUUCUCGCUUGCUCAGGGAAGGUGCUAUUGCAGUGCCACUGGGACAGGGCUGUUGGUUCCUCCUCUCUCCUCCCCAGUGGGAUGUUUGGUUGCCAUUCUGGUUACCAGUUUUAGCUCCACAGAGCUUUGCACGUCUUCACCAAUCUGUGCUGAGAUGCAGCUGGCCAGGCAAAGGCCAAAAACUUCUCACCUCACGUUGUGAAAGCAGAUAUUGAUAUGGGCAACACUUGGAUAGCAUCAUCUUCUCAGGAAGUCUGUAACACCUCUGCUAGCUCAGUCUGCAGGUUUCACAGUGCCAGCAACACACGCAGCCCUGCUUUGGUGGUUGGACACUACAUCCCAGGUAGCUGAAGGAGCUGGGAAGCCCUCGCGUAUGGGGGCGGGAUUGACAAGCUUC